Molecule: messenger RNA, 4122 nt
Organism: Calidris pugnax (ruff)
Lineage: Eukaryota; Metazoa; Chordata; Aves; Charadriiformes; Scolopacidae
Gene: LDLRAP1
Product: low density lipoprotein receptor adaptor protein 1
Exons: 12
Coding region: 1168-2154 (328 amino acids)
Cellular component (GO): early endosome
Source: RefSeq, a predicted model, not a curated record
UGCUGCUCCUGGUGAUGCUGCUCUGCCGUCGGCUGAGUCCGUGGUGCUGGCUCUGCUUGUGGGUGAGAGAAGAAAGAACCAGGCUCCUGAUCACUGCUGGGAGCUGCACCUCUCACCCAGGGAUCUCAAACCACUUCAAAAAUCAGGAAACGAUUCUGCUUUGCAACAGUGGAGAAAAAAAAAAAAAAAGAGAAGGCAGCAAAGGCCAAGACUAUUUUCCAGAAGAGGAUUUGGUGACUUUUUCGGGCGGUCAGUGCCUGCCCUUCCCUUUGCCGUCAGCUGAGCCCCAAGCUCUCAGCCCUGGGAGGGCCAAGCUCCUCAGCCACGUGAGCAGAUUCCAGUAUGACUAUUAAAAGCUCAAAAACCCAGAGUCAGCGCCUCCCCCCCGAGUCUACGGCUUAAAAAAAAAAAAAGUCAAAUUUCUCUGCUUGCUGUCUGGAUUUCUGAACUUCUGUUCUUCAUAUUUUCAACCACAAGAAUCUAGAAACCUCAUGUUUUAAUGGAAGGGGGAGGCUUGUAAUCUGAUAACAUAACCCUAGGGGCAGUGUGUAAAACAACAAGGCUUGUAAGAGCUGGUCAACUCCAAACACUACAGAGCACGUCCAGAGCAAAACCGGGAAUAAAAACGUGACCCCUGGAUGUACUCAUCAGGAAAUGGUUAUUUCUUUUUUUAACUUGCUGAAAACUUCUCGAACUGCCACAGCCCUGCCUGCCCCUUCUUCAUGGGAAGGAUGGAGGAUGUUGGGAAAGAAAUUCCUAACGAAGUCUCCCUCUGGAUGGUUGGGUCCAGGGUUGGGCAGAGACAUCCCGGCUACGAGGAGAGAUGUCAGCACACAAAGGGAACACCAAUCCGGACUGGAGGUCACGGGAGACCCGAGUGAACCCUGAAUGAACCCCUUGCAUUUGGGGAACUGGUUUGAGGUUUUGGCUCAGUCUAACGUGGAAACCUCUUCCUGGUGGGUUCGUAUCCACAGGCAAGAGCAAAACCAGCAGCUCAAGUGACUCAAGCAAGAUCCCCUUGCCAGGAGAAGAGACAGAGCUGACCUGUGGUCACAGCAAAGAGAAGCCACGAGAGCAUCAGGGAGCCAGAAGACUGAAAAGAAACAUUUAGCUCAGCCUGAUGCUGCGUUCGGAGACCAACGCUCAUCCCUGGCAUCGUGGGUGGUGAUGCUGGAGCUGGUCCCAUCUGCACCCUCCGGAGAGCCCUGGGCACGGGUGACACCAUCACGGGUGACACCAGGACGGGUGAUCCAUCCCCUGGGACUGACCCCCCCUACACUCACCACAAUCAACAGCAGCUCCUCGCCAAGUACCGAGCUCCCGGAGAACUGGACGGAUACCCGUGAGACGCUGCUGGAAGGGAUGCUCUUCAGCCUCAAGUACAUGGGCAUGACGCUGGUGGAGCAGCCCAAGGGAGAGGAGCUUUCUGCGGCCGCCGUCAAAAGGAUCGUGGCCACCGCAAAAGCAAGUGGCAAGAAGCUGCAGAAAGUGACUCUGAAAGUCUCGCCCAGAGGGAUCGUGUUAAACGACAGCGGAACCAACGAGCUGAUUGAGAAUGUCUCCAUAUACAGGAUAUCCUACUGCACGGCAGACAAGAUCCACGAUAAAGUGUUUGCCUACAUUGCCCAGAACCAGCUCAAUGAGAACCUGGAGUGCCAUGCCUUCCUCUGUACCAAACGGAAAAUGGCACAAGCAGUCACCCUCACCGUAGCCCAGGCCUUCAAAAUCGCAUUUGAGCUCUGGCAAGCAGCUAAGGAAGAGAAGGAGAAGCGGGAAAGGUCCAUCUUGGAAGGAGAAGGGACGAGCAGCCCCAGCUCGGAAGCCCCUGCCCACCCUGACACACCAGCAGCCACAGGGAACUUGCUGGAUUUAGAAGAUCCUGCCAAAUCGCCCCUGACCAGCAGCACAAACUCCCCACACUUAGACAACAGCAUCUUUGGGCCCAGCUCCUCCGUAAAUAACAACGUGGUGUGGGAAAUGGAUGAUGGUCUCGACGAGGCGUUUUCAAGACUGGCUCAGUCGAGGACGAACCCCCACGUCCUCGACACGGGGCUGACGGCUCAGGACAUCCAGAGCGCGGAGACGCUCUCACCUGUGGACUGGAACAAAAUGGAUUCCACCGCGGGCGAGAAGGACGAUCUGUUCAUGUUCUGAGGUGAAACACGUCGAAUUGAGUAACCACUAGAAGUCCGUGGACUGAGUCACGCCGUGCCGGGUGCUGUUCGCAAGGGGACCCUUCUGAGGGCUCUUCACCAAGUCAGCUGACGUUACAGCACAGUUUAGACCAAAGCUUUAGAAAUCUAAUGCAGAUUUUUAUACCUUGCUUUUAUCUAAACCACGAGAUGCUCUUGAGCAUAUUUAUUCAUAGCCGUUACAGUUUACAUAUAUAUAUUAUUGGAAGGUGUGUAGGGCAUCUACAGUAUUAGGUGGCAAUAGACCGUGGAAGAACCUUCAGCAGUGCCUGUUCCUCUCUGAAAACAAGACUAUGCAACACCAAAGUCUCUCUGUGUACACUUUUCUAGACAAAGAUCUGCAGAUGCAGAGGCGAUUGCCAGCACAACUGUUACUAAUCCACUGUUUCUUGAACAACGCAUCACCUGCCGAGGCAGGGGGAGGAGAUUGGCAGCAGCUGCCCCCAGCGUUAAAAUCCAAGAGGUGGCAGAGAUCUUGCUUUUGUUGGGAAUGUCCGUGAUCCUCUCACACUUGUCAAUCUCCCCUCCGUGUCCCGGCUCUUUCUUCACCAGCUCCCUGGGGGGAAUCGACGCUUUUGUUUAUUUAACCCAAAGACUCUCUGAAAGUUUUGCACUUUAAAACUCAAAACUGAAAGCGAUGGUCCGGAUUGUCAAGGUAAGCAGUGCCUGGAACUUCUCUUCGCAAGCUAUUUACCCAAAAAAACCCCAACAACAAACCAAACCCCAACCCAGCGAUGCUGCAGACCCGUUUCAAAACUGACCGCUCACGUGCUCCGUUCCUGAUGCGACUCGGGGACACCAAGGCUCCGUUGGCUUUAAGAGCAGAACCACCAGGGGGAAGUGGGGGUUGACAAUUAAUUAGUGUUGCUGAUGGGGGUUGGAAGUUGUGGGUUCCCCAGCAGCACGAUAGAUCUCUGUUCUCAGCUCCUCUAAGUGGAUUUGCCCGUGCGUGCCUUUUUACUGUCUCAGGACCGUUUGGUCGUCGCUCACUCGAUACGACUCGAAGGGAAUCGGAUUAGGCCAGACCGAUACCUGGAUGUUCAAUUAACAAGGGGGGCUCCUGUGUCCCCCCCGCCCCCCCAGCCACCUCUCCCGGGAGCUCGGGAAGUGUCUUUGGCAGCUCCUGGAAUUGGCAAUAAGUAAUGGAGGUAUAAAGCUUAUGCUAAUUAAAAGAUUAAGUUUAAUGAUCCUAAAUAGUCGCACUGACAGUUUGCAGUGUUUGUGGCCUUAUGUGAAGUAUACUAAUCUGUUUUAUAGAUUUGUAACUUGGUUUUGAAACACUAAUUCAUUCCCCAGAUAGCUCUUUAUAACUCUCUUAAAACUGCUCGCAGGAAAAAAAAAUAAAAACCUCUUUGUCAGCUGUACGAAUUUAUUAGGAAACAGCUGAGUGACUCUAACUUAGAUUUGAUUUUUUAUUUUUAUUUUUUCCCUAAGUGUUCUUGUGAGAAGGUGUCGAGGACUUGUGAAGCUGAGUCAUCGUGUCUCUUAAUAAAAUGUGUGCUCUGUUUAUCUGGCAAAAUUGUGUUUAAAGCAAUUUUACAUCUUGAAACUACCCUGCCCGUGACUUCUUUGAUCUCGUGUGUAGCAUCAGUCUCUCGCGAUCGAAGGAAUUAUUCAAAGUUUGUUGGUGCUACAGAGGCACAUGGUAGGGACGUGAACCCAUGGCAUAAGGGACACCAAAACUGCACAGAAGUGGUUGUGGGAAGCACCUCGUCCCAGCCCCGGCGAGGGGUGAUCCUCCUUGGAAAGAGCUUGGGUCGCAGGAAUGGACCGUGAGGAUUUCUCUGUAGGUUGAUCUUUCUCCUUUUCUCGAGACUCUAGGAGCAUAUACCGAAAUGCACAGUACUAUAUGUCUAUGUAUAUAGUUUUUUAAGAAAACCUUCUGCUGUAAAGAAUACCUGUACUGAGGAAAAUAAAACGUCUACCAUUU